Molecule: messenger RNA, 1876 nt
Organism: Agrilus planipennis (emerald ash borer)
Lineage: Eukaryota; Metazoa; Arthropoda; Insecta; Coleoptera; Buprestidae
Exons: 2
Coding region: 150-1796 (548 amino acids)
Source: RefSeq, a predicted model, not a curated record
UGGCCCAUUUUUAAUGUCAUUUGCCUCCUGUAAGUAACUGUCGGUGUCAAUAAUACAUUCAUUACUCAAAAUCAUGCGUAAAGUGAACUAAAAAAUCAUUCAAACUAAAUUCUGAUUCCAAAAAAAUACAAUGAUGAUUCACCACUAACAUGAAAGCUCGGCGGAGUUCGAAAGAUGAAACGGAGUUGUACUCCAUCAACUACGAAGACAUUAUUCGAAGCUUGGAGAAGAAAGCUAAAGAGUUGGAAUCCAUCAAUGCUCAUGAAACUGAGAUGCAAUUGGAGCUCGAAAUUUCCCAAAGCCUUAAAGAUAUAAUUGCGUCUCCAAAAAAAGACGAAUCUGUAGUUUUAGACAUAGAAGUGAUUCGACCACCGGAAGAAGAGGCGAUUAAUAAACCAAUAUCUUUCAAACAUAAAGGAAAAUCUGAACUUGUUCAUGACAGGCAGACAAAGAAGAAAAUUAUUGAAAGUUUCAUAGCGCAAUCAUCGAAUCCAUUCCCUGUGACCUGCAAGGUCAACGCUGCCAGUGCCCCAGUUAGACCUCCAAUGAACUAUAAGUAUCGAAAACGAUCAGUUAAUAACAGAGCUGAAAGGAACCAACCCACAAAAGAUGCAAUUGAUAUUCCAAUUAUGCAAGAAGAAAUUCCAAACAUUCAUAAACAGUCUUCAGAGAAGAAACGUAACGAAAACAAACCGUUAGAUGAUCUAAACGAUUUAAGUCUGUUCCAAAACAUGGACGAUGUUAUAGAACAUGUUUACGCAUCCCUUAACUACAAAAAAGUGAGGGCUCAAUACCCCUGUCAUAAUCGCAGUCAACCAAUGGACAAUGAAAAAAAUCCUUGUCCAUGUCAAAAUUGUGCAAUGGUCGGAGUAUUAAUGGAUUCCCAAAAGAGACCCGUUUACACUCCGAGUGUUGAAAACAUGGAAGGCUGCCAAGACCAUUCGGAAAACGCUUCGGGAACGAAAGCAGUUGGCCGAAAACAACCGGUCUCGAAAAAAGAAGAAUACAACAACAAGCUGAAACUACUCAUACGAAAACUUCAGUUACUCGAAGCAAGACUACAACAGCAAGAAGAAAACAAAACCGAAAAAAGGAAAUUAGGUGUCCGAAAUGAGAGUUCAACGAAUACAGAUCGUAAAAAGAGGACAGUUAAUGAUUCCAAAAGGAACAUAGUUAGAAAUCCAAGAGCUAACAAAAAAACCAGUUGCAAGAUCGCUUCUAGCCUGGUUGAGAGGUGUUCUCAUCACAAGCACAAGGCUAUAAACACUAGCAAAGGUAGUGUACCCUCUGGGGUUAAGCCGAGGAGUAAUGCAGGCUCGAUGUUCAAAAAUCACAACUAUCUGCUCUAUUGGGGCAAAGAAGUCAUAGAACCCGGUUUCGAUUUGAAAUGCAAAAUUAAGGAUUUAUUCCAAGAGGAAAUGAAAAACAGCGAAUGCAUGAAAAUCCAAGAUAAUAAUAUUGACGGUGUAAAAAGAAACGCCUUUUAUGAAGAACCCUUGAAAGAUUUUUCAAAGUAUGUGAAAAAUUACUUACAACCAACAUUCACAGGGUAUGCCAAAGAUGAUCUCAGCGCCAGAAAAAUAGAUCACGAUGGUCUACAAAAAGAUAUUCCACGCAGUUCCAUGCAGGAUAUCGGGUUGAAGACGCCCAUUCCGGGAAACUGCAUGCGCUUCCAGUGGAAACCUGAUGACGCUAUUGCUGCUACCACCACCACCACCACGGAAUGCGUUAGAAAAGAAGUUAAUGUAGCUUAUAUUAAUCCCAAUUUUAAUUUCUGGCAGAACCUGGCCAAUUAACGAAUCAGUAUGUACCAAAACUGUGACUUUGAUUUUAGACUGUAAUGAUAUAUAUCGUAAUUAAUAAAACUUGAAAAUUG